AUUCUGUGAGCUCCUCGCUGUCUCUCCUUCCCCAGCAGCCAGAAGAUGCCCCUCGUAAGCCAUACAUGGGAAACGCUGUGUCUGCCUGCUAUGCUCUGCCCUUAGGCCCCAAAGAGCCCCCGCUGUGCUCCCUGCUCGCUCCUCUGCUUCGUUUGCACCUCGCACGUGUUUUUAUGGCCGUUUUCACUUAGAAACGCUUCGCACACGACCCCCGGGCCGGGAUCCCUGCGGGCACUGAGGGGAUGACGUGUGACCUCGCUGCUCUGUGGGGUGGCAGAACAGGGCCGUGCGCGGUGCACAUCGCACCACCACCCGCGCUUUGCGUGUGGGGGGGGGUUGAGGUGAUCCCCUGAGCCGCGAGGCUUUAUUGGCGUCAAUCCCACUUCCGGGCAAGCCCACAAGGCCAGGCUGGGCCUCAGCGCCACCUUCCCGCCGUCAGCAGCGCGCAUGCGCAGCCACCCCGCGUCUCUAUGGAGGACUCCAUUUCCCAGCGUGCCUUUCGCCGCCCGUCUCCGUUGCUAGGCGACGCGCGGGCCGUGUGGGGGCCGGGUUCUCGCUAGGCCGCAGCUAGGCCGCGGGGCAGAGCCCGCCUAUCCCGCACCACUGUAACCCUCUCCCGUUUGCCUGCUGGACUCCUCCGUCCCGUUCUCUGCCUCAGAGGCGUUUCUCAGCGUUAUGGAGCUGAUUAAAUAGUUAAGGAGGCCUGCGAGCUGCUUGCCUUUGAGGUGGUCCUCGGUUCGUCCCCCAGAACUGUGGUUCGCCACGAAGGACUGAGCACAGCGUGUUAAUUCUCAGCAGAGUGUGGAGGAAGGAUACGUGGCCCCUGCUGUGCUGCAGCUAAUAGGUGGAUACAGUCAGCAAGGAUCUUUGUGCUGGCAAAUCUCAGCUGCUUGAGGUUGGUUGGACCAUGGAGCCCUUCUCACUUGCAGAAACAAGUUCAUCUGUGCCACAGGAAAAAUUCCGUGUCCUGGUGGGUGUGACUGGGAGUGUGGCUGCUCUGAAACUGCCUCUCCUCAUCUCUGGAUUGCUGGAAAUCCCUGGGCUUGAAGUGAAGGUGGUGACUACUGAGAGAGCAAAGCAUUUCUACAACCCCCAGGAAAUUCCCGUCACCCUCUACAGCGAUGAAGAUGAAUGGCAGCUGUGGAAGGACCGUUCUGACCCAGUUCUGCACAUCGAGCUCCGGCGGUGGGCUGACCUCAUGCUGGUGGCCCCUCUUGAUGCAAACACGCUGGCAAAGCUGGCAAACGGUAUCUGUGACAACCUGCUGACUUGUGUCAUCCGUGCUUGGGACCUGCACAAACCCCUGCUGUUCUGCCCAGCUAUGAACACGGCCAUGUGGGAGCAUCCCAUCACAGCUCAGCAGGUGGAGCAGCUGAAAGGCUUUGGCUACACAGAGAUCCCAUGUGUGGUGAAGAAACUAGUGUGUGGAGAUGAAGCACACAGUCUUCUCCAAGAAUUACUCCCAAGAAUCAAGCUGGUGCAAAUCCAGAGCAGCUUUCUCUCUAAUGUGGGCCUAACUGUGGAGUCAUUGGAAUGGUCGUGGAGCCAUGGCAGAAGUGUGGACCAUAGUGGAGAGCGUGAGAAGGAUCCUUGAAGAACGGGGUUUGCCAACACAGAGCUGAUUGCUUGCCAUGAGAAUUGCCUUCCUGACGAUUCAAAGAUAAAACCGACCGGAAACCGAGUCGAGAUGGCAUGUGUCCCUACAGCUCAACUGAAGGAGUGAAACGGUUGUGUUCCAGCUGGUACCAAACUGAAAUGUGGUACAGCACUGCAGACUUUUAGAAACCUAAGCCAAGACCACGUUUCUUUAUUGUGGGAAAACUGUGGUAUCUUGCAGAGAGGGAGUAACGUUCCUCCAGGCCAAGCAGCCUGGUUUGUUUCACGUGUGAUCCUUUCUGAGAAGGCUGCAGAAGGAAUUGCCCUUGUGUCUCCAGCCCAGCAUUGCCCCAAGGGUGGCUGGACUGGUGUGCUUGCUGUCCUGGCAAUAGGAACGUGGGUGUGAGGACAUCCUUGCUCUCCAGCGUGGUCCUUAGCUGUGCUGCCUUCUCCUUUCCAGCAGGAGUCACUGUCCAAAAAGCGUUCUUCCCCUGAGAGCUUAAUAAAAAGAGAGCUUUUAAUUCUG
Messenger RNA from Phasianus colchicus (ring-necked pheasant), 2122 nucleotides. It is a transcript of the gene PPCDC, whose product is annotated as phosphopantothenoylcysteine decarboxylase. Gene Ontology annotation, molecular function: FMN binding; phosphopantothenoylcysteine decarboxylase activity. Gene Ontology annotation, biological process: coenzyme A biosynthetic process. NCBI's taxonomy places the organism in Eukaryota, Metazoa, Chordata, Aves, Galliformes, Phasianidae. Gene Ontology annotation, cellular component: phosphopantothenoylcysteine decarboxylase complex. The record is from RefSeq and is a predicted model, not a curated record.